Molecule: messenger RNA, 4513 nt
Organism: Oncorhynchus keta (chum salmon)
Lineage: Eukaryota; Metazoa; Chordata; Actinopteri; Salmoniformes; Salmonidae
Product: zinc finger and SCAN domain-containing protein 2-like
Exons: 4
Coding region: 451-1818 (455 amino acids)
Biological process (GO): regulation of transcription by RNA polymerase II
Molecular function (GO): RNA polymerase II cis-regulatory region sequence-specific DNA binding; DNA-binding transcription factor activity, RNA polymerase II-specific
Source: RefSeq, a predicted model, not a curated record
UGCGAUUGCGCACGUAUCUCCCUUUUGAACAUUGUUGGAAUUGAUCAACAUCUAUUGCUUCAAUCGAUCUCUUAACAAAUGCCAAAUUGGGCAAAUAACAUUUACCAUAGUGUGAGAAAUUGAUAUUACCGGGAUUGUUUAUUGCACAUUGGCUCGAGAUUUGUAGACUAUUUACUUAAUCACAGAGAAUACUGGCUGAACAAGAUGGCCAGCUGCAAUUUUCAGGCGCAGUUGGUCUCCUUAAUGGAGGUUUUAGCUAAAGCAGCUGUAGCAGAAAUAAACCAACGUGUAGAUGAUAGCUGUGCUGUUAUACGUUUGGAAAUGACCCAAAGCCAGCGAGAUAUUGAUUUACUGAAAAGGAAGUGUCAAGUGAUGGAGAGCGAGCUGAAGAAAACACAACGAGUCAGGAGAAAAGGUAGUUGAUGACGUCUUAUUCAUGGUUUUUACCCCAUGGCAUCAGAGAGAUCUUCAUAUCCAGUCAAGAUUGUUUUGAACAGGCAGAGGAGUAGCUCACAGUGCAGAGAUGAAGAGCUGGCUGUUGAAGAAGACUCUCAACCCCAGCCUACAGAUGUGGAGCAGAGAGUGGAGACUGAACCCAUACUGAUCAAAGAUGAGGAGACAGCAGAGGACGUGUGGAAGACUGACCCUCAGGAAGAGCUCAGGAUCACUGGAGAGGAGUCUGGUUCCAAGCCUGGGAAACCACCAUCUUUUGAGCAACGGCACUGUGAUGAGGACUUCAUCACACAACCCAAUAUAUCUCCCAGAGACUCCGUGGAACAUUACCCAAAUUCUGAUCGUCCAGAGGAACCAGGAACACCCCGGCUCGCAUCUACAGAGGUGUUCAGUACAGAGCAGCACCGGCCAGACGAGGACGACGACUCAUUAGACCUAGUGAUGGUGAAGGAUGAGAAAGAGGAGGAGUUAGAUCAGACCACGGUCCUGACAGGAUCUGACCAGUUUGUAAUGGAUGAGUCUGAUGGGCAGCUGUGGACCUCUGUGGGUCCAGGCAGAGACACUGACCCUGAUGGCCACCCAGAUUUCUCCUUUCAUUCCACAGAAGAGUACUCUCAGAAUAUCUCAAUGGUCCCAUCUCAUAGUGGGCUGUCAUCUGUUCCUACUAUGACAGAUGAAGUAGGGCCAUCGCUUCACUCUUCUAUAUGGAAACCACAUGCUAACAUGUUCAGUGCAGCAAAACACAUGACAAGACAUGUCAGGACAUUGGCUGAUGAGACUAGACAACAGAUACCAGAGGGACAGAGCAGUGAAAGGCUGAACUCAAAUAAUGAAGGAAAUAGUUUAGCUCUACAGCCAAGGCAGCAUCAGUACAGGGCUUCAGAAGCAACAGUGAGAUUGAGUGAGUGCAUGACAGGGUCAAACAUGGCCACCACCUCCACCUUCUCUGGAUACAGCCUGAGUCACAGUAGUUUUAACAUGGUGAAGAGAAUGAGGACUCAGUGGAGGUCGGGCGGCACCACCGAGAGGCGUUUCAGCUGCACCUUCUGUGGGAAGAGCUUCCAGCGUUUCAGCGAGCUCAAAGUACACCUCCGGAGUCACACCGGAGAGAAACCGUACACCUGUGAACAGUGUGGCAGGAGUUUUACCCAGCAGUGCAACUUGAUCAGACAUGCUCUGGUCCACACCGGGGAGAAGCCCUACAAGUGCACACAGUGUGGGAAAUGCUUCACCCAGCGCUCCAAAAUGAAGUCACAUCAAAGAACUCACAUAGGGGAGGGUCCAGUCUCUCAAUACGCGGCACCCACAUACCCUGCGGAUCCACAAACAAGUUUAAUGUUGUCUCAGAACAGAUGGAACAAAUAGUUCAUAAUCAUAUCAUUUUUCUUUAACACUUUCUAUGUGAAAAUGUGGUACAGAAAGUAUUUUGAGACAUGUUGAUAAGCUUUUUCUUCCAAUUGAUUUGUGAAAUGAUUUUCAUGUUUGACUCUUGUCUUCUCCUCAUUUUCAUUUUAACAACUUAUGUACAACUGGUAACAAUGUGUAUUUCUACCACAAAAUCAUAAAACCAUAUUAUAUUCAAUCAAACUGAUUUAAUGAACGAGUCAAUCUGCGCUUUUAGAUCAAUAAUACAGUGCCUUUGGAAAGUAUUCAGACCCCUUGACCUUUUCCACAUUUUGUUAGGUUACAGCCUUUUUCUAAAAUUGAUUAAAUUUUUUAAAAAUCUCAGCAAUCUACACAAAAUACCCCAUAAUGACAAAGUGAAAACAGAUUUUUAGAUUUUGCGAAGUAAAAUAAAAACUAAAAACAGAUACCUUAUUUUUAUAAGUAUUCAGACCUUUUUCUAUGUUACUCGAAAUUGAGCUCAAGUACAUCCUGUUUCCAUUGACUAUCCUUGAGAUGUUUCUACCACUUCAUUGGAUUUCACCUGUGGUAAAUUCAAUUGAUUGGACAUCAAAUCAAAUCAAAUCAAAUUUUAUUUGUCACAUACACAUGGUUAGCAGAUGUUAAAUGCGAGUGUAGCGAAAUGCUUGUGCUUCUAGUUCCGACAAUGCAGUGAUAACCAACAAGUAAUCUAACUAACAAUUCCAAAACUACUGUCUUAUACACAGUGUAAGGGGAUAAGGAACAUGUACAUAAGGAUAUAUGAAUUGGAAAGGCACACACCUGUCUAUAUGUCCACAGUGGACAGUGCAUGCCAGUGCAAUAACCAAGCCACAAGGUUGAAGGAAUUGUCCGUAGAGCUCCGAGACAGGAUUGUGUCGAGGCAUAGAUCUGGGGAAGGGUAUAAAACAUUUCUAAUGCAUUGAAGGUCCCCAAGAACACACUGGCCUCCAUCAUUCUUAAAUGGAAGACGUUUGGAACCUCCAAGACUCUUCCUAGAGCUUGCCGCCCGGCCAAAGGGAGGUGACCAAGAACCCGAUAGUCACUCAGAGUUCUAGAGUUCCUCUGUGGAGAUGGGAGAACCUUCCAGAAGGACAACCAUCUCUGCAGCACUCCACCAAUCAGGCCUUUAUGGUAGAGUGGCCAGACGGAAGCCACUCCUCAGUUAAACCCCUUUCUCUGGAGAGACCUGAAAAUAGCUGUGAUGCAACACUCCCCAUCCAACCUGACCGAGCUUGAAUGGAUCUGCAGAGAAGAAUGGGAGAAACCCCCCAAAUACAGUUGUGCCAAGCUUGUCGCGGCAUACCCAAGACGACUCGAGGCUGUAAUCACUGCCAAAGGUGCUUCAACAAAGUACUGAGUAAAGGAUCUGAGACCUUAUGUAAAUGUCAUAUUUCAGUUUUUUAUAUUUUAUAAAUUAGCUACAAAAGUGUUUUUGCUUUGUCAUUUUGGGGUAUUGUGUGUAGAUUGAUGAGGGGAAAAAACGAUUUAAUACAUUUUAGAACAAGGCUGUAACGUAACAAAAUGUGGAAAAAGUCAAGUGGUCUGAAUACUUUCCAAAGGCACUCUAUAUAGGAGCCAUUUAGUAUGUGUUGUCUAGUUAGUAUUUGACUAUCUGGGAUGUCACUUCUUGCCACAGGGGACAGUCAUAUCAGGUCAAGUUAAUAACUAAAUUAAUUAGGAUUUUCUGAGUUAUAUUUUGAAGUUACUAUGCUGCCUUAAAAUGCCUUAUGUAGUCUCAAAACUAGGCAAUAAAAUAUUUAUUUCAGUCAAAUAGGCUAUACAUGUUCAAACAACUUUACAUUUUACAUCUGGAAACUACACUUUUACUGUGAACAUUGUCUAAACUGACACCACUGAUCAUCUUAAUCGAGGCUCAUUACAUAUUGUAGAUGGCUAAAUAGAUUAGAGAAAUAGAUUGAUAUGAUUGGUAGUUUGUAUGAUUUACUAGUUCAUUGAUUUGUCAAUCAGCAGAGGCGGAGAUAAUUAGGUAGAUAUAUAGAAAGAGAACGCAAGAGGGAAAGAGAGAGUAGGAAGUCAACAGGGGAAGUUUAGGUGUUUCUUGCAUUAUCACUUGCUGCUGCUUGGUUGUGCUGGUACAGAGUGAAGGUAGGAACAGUCUUAACUCUCUUUCUUAUUCUUUGAUUUUACCUCAGUCACCCCGGAACUCGUGAGGAGUAACAAUGACAGUGUGUUAGGGGUGGGAUGGUCGGGGUCAGGGGUAUAAAGCGGUGGGGUCAGGCUUAGAGGCUUCAUGUUCUACAACAGGCCUGUAGUCAAAAUAACAUAAAAUUCAAUUGACUUCCACUGUAGUGAGAGGGCCAAAAUGUCAGCGGGAGGAGAGGGCCUCUAUCAGUCACAGAGAACAGCCAGAGCCGUGGUUAGGGGUGUCGGGGUGUCCAUCAGCAUACUCAUACACAUUUUGAUGCAUAUUGUGAAUGGAGUUUUAUAGUUACGAGGUGACAUCUCGCUCCUUGCAUACCUUCAAAAAUUAUUCGGCAAUCAUCAUUUUUUCAAAAGUGUUUUGACCAUAAUCUUAAACAAUAAAUGACGUUUGACUAAAUAAAAAUCCACCGCUGUCGAACCGUUUAAAAUGUCUUUAGAAAUGUCUCAUGUUUCCAUUACACGUCACAAUGUUGCGACAUUGUUUUUGUCGAAUAAACCUGGGUCAAUGGAA